CACCUUAUCGAUUCUUUUAUUUUUUUUCUUAAAAUAAAAAAGCUAAGGGUUUUGCAUUACAAUUAAAAGGAAUUCGGUUCGCUUUGAGGGGAAAAAAUAGGAGGUUUGGUUCGAUCUUGAACUGGGGGUUGCUUUUUAAUUUACGGAGUUGUUAAGGUCUUGAAUUGAUCGCAGCUGUCUUAACAAGUUAUUGGUAUCGGAGAUGGAGGUAUUGGGAUCUCGAGAGGUCGGUGACCAUAGUGUCGAAAAGCGGCCGGAAUUUUGUGCCUGUGUGUGUGAAGAUGAUAAUGAAAACGAAACAUAUGCGGUUGAUUCAAGUGAUGAGGAUGAGCUACUUGAACACGGGCAUGAAAGCAAAUCUAUUCAAAAGGGACUAGGCAAGUGUGUGUCAUUGCCUUCCUUUGCAUCCGUCAUGCCUCCCGAAGAUGAUGAAGUCGGAACUGUGUUGCGGCGAAUAUUGUCCGCCAGUUCUUUGGAGUCAACACCCUACUCUUUCUCGGUCCCUUCGCCUACUCCCUCGAAGCUAGUGUCUGCCCUUAAAGGCAGCCGAGAGAAACGAGGUAAAACGUGGAAGAAACGGAGUGUGACAUGGGCUUCCGAUGUGUAUGAUCCUCCACCAACAUCGUUAUUGCACAUGAUUAGAAACAAGAAGCAACUUAAGGUGAAGAGGAGCAACAACGACAAAAGGAAAAUCACAAGGAAAGUGAUGAAAGCCAGCAAGUCCUCACAUCUUAGUUCCGGCGAUAAAGACGUCAAACAAGUCCGCAGAAACAACAACAGCAGCAGCAGCGGGAGUUCUUAUAGAUGGUACAAACAGCUGGUGGCUGAACUUUGUGAAAUAGAAUGUUGCUUUUGCCGGUUUGAUGAGGAGAGCAGCAGUAAUGUUCGCAUGUCGAUCGUCGGGUAGGAAUCCAUAUCCCGGAAAAGGGCAAGUAGUAUUACUUUCCUUCUUAAUAGCCGGAACUACGUUUCGGAAUCUAGCAUGCUGCAAUAGUAGACUUCAAGGAAUCUGCCAUGGCCUUUUUGUCUCCGAGU
Hibiscus syriacus is the source of this 1035-nucleotide messenger RNA. RefSeq lists its product as uncharacterized. Bases 203 to 907 code for a protein of 234 amino acids. The record is from RefSeq and is a predicted model, not a curated record. The transcript is spliced from 3 exons. NCBI's taxonomy places the organism in Eukaryota, Viridiplantae, Streptophyta, Magnoliopsida, Malvales, Malvaceae.